AUGUCUUGGGAGGGGCUGUCCCACACGCAGCUGCCAGCACCAUCGUGGGAGGAUGAAUACCAGCUGCAACGGUCCAUUGGCAAUGGAUCCUUUGGCCAAGUCUACCUGGUUCUGCACAAAGAGGAGCAGCGCGAGUAUGUCAUGAAGAGCAUCGAGCUCCAAACUGCCUCGGAUGAAGGUCGUCAGCAGAUGGAACUGGAGGUGCAACUGUUGAAGAGCAUGCAGCAUCCCAACAUCGUGGCCUAUCGCGAGAGUUUCGUGGAUGACAGCGGGCACUUGUGCAUCUUCAUGGAGUAUUGUGAGCAUGGGGAUAUCUUCUCCUACUUGCAAGACUUGCGACGUACGCAGAUGCCCUCCGAAGCUCAACUCCUGGAAUGGUUCACGCAGAUUGUGUGGGCCUUACAAGCGCUUCACCAGCAAAAGAUCCUGCAUCGCGACUUGAAGACGCAAAAUAUCUUCUUGGCCGGCAGCAGGCAGCAGUUGGCCGCAAAGUUGGGCGACUUUGGCGUGGCAAAGGUGUUGUCUUCCACAGUUGACUUGGCCAAGACGCAAAUCGGCACACCUUUCUACAUGUCUCCGGAACUCAUCAACAGCCAUCCCUACAGCUACAAAAGUGACGUUUGGGGCCUUGGCUGCGUCCUCUACGAGAUCAUCAACGGCCAUCGCGCCUUUGAUGCGCAGAGCUUGAAUGGGUUGGCCUUGAAAAUCAUCAAAGGCAGCUAUACUCCCAUCUCUGCAGGUUGCAGCAACAGCACCAAGCAGCUCAUCCAGCAGAUGCUAACGAAGAAUCCGAGCCAUAGGCCUUCGUUGAAGGAGAUCCUUCACAUGCCACAGAUUCGUUCGAAGAUCCUUCCAGCAUACAGGAGUUCAAUCGCAGCAGGUUCCCUUGAGAGCAGGCCGGCCAUAGAAUCGGCCCUGAACAAGCAGCUGGCAAGUUUGGGCUUGGGCGGCCUGGUGAAUGCUCCGGCGGCGAAGCGAAAGAAUCCACAGCGCUUGCAGGCGCGUUUAGAGAGAGCCAAGGAUUUGCAACAACGGGAAGAACAGGUGCUUCAGCAGACCAUUGCGCUUCUACAGCAAUGUCUCAGGCUUUCCAAUGCAGCAUUGACAGCUGCCCUUUUAGAGAUCAAGCCACUGACGUGGCACCUGUGCGCUGAAAACGAGAGGCGCGUGAGGAGUGCACCUGCUUGUGGCCUGCUGGAAACCCCAGCAGGUUAUGAGCCCAAAGAGCUCGGAGGCUGCGCAUAUGGAUGUGAGAAGAAGGCUGGCAACGAGAGAAGAGAAAAGGAGGUUCAGAAUGGAGGUCAAGUUGUAGGAGUUCCAAAAGAGGAAGUUACAGCUAGGUCCACAACACCUCACUUAGAGCAUGCUGCGCGUCCUAGGUCCCUUCCACCGUCAGUGCCACCGCCAAGUCAGCCACCUGCAGUUUCUCCUGAGGAUCUUUUAGGAUCAACCUUCAGGACUCCGCAGACCAAGCCUGAGGCCAAGGGGCCAACAAUGCAAGGAGCCUUGGAGGACAGCCAACUAAGGAACCAGUCGGUUGCGACGGGUCAAAGGAGUUUGGAGCAGGGUUCAGAAGUGGGGUUUCAAGGGCCUAGGGGGAGAGAAGAGGCUGGUGGUCCUGGAAGUUUGACGGCCACCCCACAAGUGUCCUUGUUGCCGCUGUUCACUGAUGAGCAGUUGCGGCAAUCUGCAUUCAUGCCACCUGGGUCCAUGCUUUCAGGGUUGACACCCCAACUCUACCGUCCAACCUUUUUGCAGCAAGAAGAAGAAAGAAUGAGAAGUUUGGGAGUUUUGCAAUCGUUUGGAUACUCCACCAUGAAUUUCGGUGAUCAAUCAGCAAGGGAAGAUUUGAGACAACUUGUUGAUGAAGUCAUGGUAGAGAAUAGGAGGCUGAGGCAGAGGUUGUAUCAAGUAGAAUCGAAGUUGCAAGAAGGGGAUGUGCGGUUUUCCACUCCAGAAAGUCAGAAGGAGGCCGCAGACCCCCAAAGACAGGAGGCUGGAGGUCCCCGAAGAGAGGAGGCCGCAGACCCCCAAAGACAGGAGGCUGGAGGUCCCCGAAGAGAGGAGGCCGCAGACCCCCAAAGACAGGAGGCUGGAGGUCCCCGAAGAGAGGAGGCCGCAGACCCCCGAAGUCAGGAGGCUGGAAGUUUCAGAGAAAAGGAGGCUGAAGACCCCCCUAAAGAAAGAAGUCCGAAGUCAGGUGAAGACUCAGCUCAGCAGCCCAACGCAGCUUUCACAGAGAAAUCUAUUGAGUUCAUGAAGCUGAUGAUGGACUCGAUGCGGGAGAUGCAGAAGCGCAUGACGGAGUCAAAGGAGGAAAGUGGAAUGAUCAGAGGAGUGGAGGUCAUCAGAUCGGGCUCUCCCGAUUUGCCGGCCUUGGCACCUUGGGAGCCACAGCAUGGGCCCUUGAUCUUGGGCGACUGGAUGCUGGCGGAGGAAUGGUACAAGGUCCACAUGACUCUCAAUCCGAUUGAGCGCAUCCAACAUCCUGCGACGGUCCCAGUUGAGGUCUCACAGGACAAGUGGCAACGGGUGGAGCGCAGGGUGUCAUCGAUGAUGCUGCAAGCGGUGCCGCCACCAGUUCGAGAUGAACUGGUCUCAGCUCGAAGGAUGUCGACUUUCGGCAUUCUGACACACCUCAUGGUCACCUACAGUCCUGGAGGAGUUACAGAGAAGCAGAACAUCCUGAGGAGUCUUGAAGAUCCACCAGAGAUUCAGAAGAUCAGCGAAGGUCCACCAGCUCUUCGAAGGUGGUUGCGGUGGAGAGCUCGGGCCCGUGAAAUCGGGGCAGUGGCACCUGACCCGGCGUUGCAGCUCAAGGGAUUGCUGCGCAUGACGAAACGGGUCCUGGACAACAACAGAGAGCUUCAGUUUAGGGUGUCGCUUGUCAGAUCUGGCUUGGGAGUUGAUACCACGCCGACAGAGGUCAAUGUGGAACAACUGGCCAAUCACCUUUUGGCUGAACUGGACCAACUGUCCAUGACGGACAAACGACCUGGUCAAGGAUCUGCAGCUCCUCAAGGAGAACAACCAAAGAUCAAGUCUCUGGAGUUGGAGAAGGCUGACAAAGGGAAAGGAAAAGGGAAAGAGAAGACAGGAGAAGAAGAAAAAGGGAAGAUGAAGUGUCGCUUUUACAACUCUGAGGGUGGUUGCAAAAAGGGGAAGGAGUGCGAAUGGUUGCAUGAGUCUCGGGAUGACAGGCGCCGAUGUUGGACCUGCGGCGCUGUCGACCACAUGUCGCCGGCGUGCUCAAGGCCAAAAGGAAGUGGAGGAGGCUCCCCUCAGAACCACAACAAGCAGAAGUUGAUGAAGUCAGAAGCUGAGGAGAAGUCAGGAGGGCAGAAGGAGAGCUCAGACACUCAGUCGGUUUCAUCGGAAGGCUCCAUCAAAGAGCUCUUGGAGGAGGCAGGCAAGAUGCUCAAGUCGGUCACUGGUGAGGGAUCGGCGAUGUCCUCAAGUUCGGCAUCAGGAGGUGGGGAUCAACGUAAAGACCUCAUGGAUCGUCUUCAACAACAAUUGAAGGCGUUGAGAACCUUCAAACUGCAACAGUUGAGCUAUGGGGAGCAUGUAGGGUUGGUCGAUAGUGGGGCGACCAAUGCACUUCGUCCCAUUCGUCAAGGUGAAGAUUGCUCCACCUACCCUGAAGUUGAUGUUUCAUUGGCCAAUGGGAAGUCUGUGAAAUUGAAGAUGAGCCCCGGAGGAUCAAUGUUGGCUCCUGACAUGGAGACAGAACCCAUUGUACCGAUGGGACAGUUGGCUGAAGUUUUGCACUGCGACAUCCAAUGGAAAGGCGGCUCCAUCACCAUCAUUCACCCUGAAAGGGGAGUGCUUCCCAUCGAGAUGAGGGGGAGUUGUCCACAUGUUUCAAAGAAGGUGGCGUUGGAGUUGAUCGCAGAGCUGGAGGAUAGAAGGAUGGGCCUGCCAACAAAGGUAGAAGGUUUUCACCGUGAGGAAGCAUGGAUGAGAGAUUUGAUCAAGACGCAUCCGGUGCUGUCAAAACUACCUGACCAUGUCCAACAAGCCCUUGUUGUUCCACCAGGAGAUUGGGCCGAUUUGCCUUCCAACCAGAGACUGAGGAGACUUUGGAAACAAGAAGGCUUGGUGGCUCAUUUGUAUGCAGGAGCUGACUCAGGGUUCACUUUGAAGAGGGCAUGGAAACAGUUAGGAGGUAGAGAAGAUGUGUUGCUGGAGUUGGAUGUCGUAAGAGGAAAGGAUCACAACAUGCUGCUGAAUAAGGGAGCCUAUAGUGGCCUUCUUCGAUCUGCAUUGGAGGGGAAACUGAAGGGAGUUGUUGGCGGUCCGAACUGCCGAACCAGAAGUCUCCUACGUCACAUCCCUAUCCCUGGUGCAACUGAUGCUCCGCGACCAAUUCGAGGGUGGUUUGGAGAAGAGUAUGGCAUCAAUGAUGCAACGUCUGAGGAGCUGGAAAAGAUCAGGGAGGAUGACAUACUUGCUUGGAGAAUGGUUUUUGUGUUCAUGGUUGCCACAUACAUGAGGAGGGCCAUGGGGAUUUCUGAGAAGGUAGCAUUUGCACUGGAACAACCAGCUUCACCGUGUUCAUACAUGCCGGAGGUUGUGUCAUGGUGGGAAACAUGGGAAUGGAAAGAAGUCGCAAAAGAGUUUGGGUUGAAGGAGGUCACAUUCAUGCAGGGUGAAAUGGGAGGUCAGUCGUCGAAGCCAACAACCAUUGGAGGAAACUUGGAUUUGGAUGUCCAGGCCAACAGGAUGAAGAGAAGUGGAGGAGUCAUUCGAAGCUCGAAGGAGCUUUCAAGAUGGGCUCCUGGGUUGAUGACUAUGAUCUCACAAGCUCUCUUGAAGGAGGUCUUCCAACAAGACCCUCGUCUUUGUGCACUCAGAACCUUGUCCUUGGACACAACAGGUCCACUUGUGAAGGCCAAAGACGCUGAAGGUUCAACCGCAAGAUAUAUCCUGGUCGGGGUCUUGACAUGGGCAGUCCCGGCAGGGAUUCCAAAGUUGAAGGAUGCUCAGAUUGAGGAUGACUUUGAGGUCCCUGAAGAGGCGCCAAAGAUUGAGGAGGAAGAAGAAGUAGAGGAAGCAGCUGGACCGGUCCGUGUUGAAGGGGGGUCGGCAGAGAAGGGGCUGGCCCAAGCACUUCCACGUGAGCGUUUCCACGAGGGAGAUCAGCCUGAGGAGACAGGCGAUACCUCGUGUGAUCCGCGUCCAGCUGAAGAAAGAAAAGAGGAGGAACCCGAAGAAUUCAUCACCAAGGUGUUUCGAGUUGCUCUCCCGAUGUCAUCCAAAAGGUCUGAAGAGGUGACAAGAACUGCUAUGGAGAUACUUCUUCGCUUGAGAGCGGAUGGGUAUUAUGUCAACAGGAUCCAUGUGGACAAAGGCCACGAGUUCGCUGGCCACUUCAUGAAAUGGAUCCACACUCGGGGCAUUGAACUGAGUCGGACCCCUGGUGAUGAUCCCCAGGGGAAUGGCCGAGCUGAGCUGACGGUCAAGUCUAUCAAAGCGCAGAUCAGGCGCACUUUGCUUCAAGGUGGGGCAACUGAGGAAAUGUGGCCUUGGGCAUUGCGAUAUGUCAACGAGGUCAAUCGAUGCUGGCGCCAGGGAAUUGAUCCUACAUGGCCGCCGUUCAUGAAACAGGUCCUAGUGAGAAGGAGGAGAUGGAAAAGAGGGAGUUUUGAUCCCACAAUGGAAACGGUGCGGUAUUUGACACCUGCACCGGAGUCCCAUGGACAUUGGAUAGUAGGAGAAGAUGAGAAGCCGAGGCUGACGAGAUCAGUCAUGAAGAAGGCAGAGCUUCCACCAGAUGAGGCACAAUGGCUGGCGAUCGAACAGGAGACAGUUGAUGCUUUGAUGAAAAGACGGAGGAUUCGUCAAAAAUCAACUAUCAGAAGCUUUCAGAAGGAUGAAGGCGUGGACUGCGAGAGGCAAAAGAUACAGAGAGGAGUAGAGAAGUUGAUUGCAGAAGAGAUGCCAAGAAUGGUGGAUGAUCACCCAGACUUGGUAGCGCAAGAGAUGAAGAUUCUUCAAACUUUGAAGAAAAUGGCAGAAGUGAAGGAGGAAGAAGAAGAAGUUUUGCAGACUCGGGUGAUUUCACCGAAGGAGGUGGCCCGAGAUUGGGAACAGUGGUUGCCAGCAGUGCGUGAGGAGGUGAAUUCCUUGCUGACUGAGAAAGAAGCGAUUCAGGAGAUCAGCAAGACAGAGGUCGAGGCUUUGAUACGAGAAGCUCAUGCCAGCGGAAAGAAGGUGGAGAUUCUUCCAUCAAAACUAGUUUGCACCGUCAAACCAGGACCAAAUGGUGGACGCCGAAAAGUCCGCUGGGUCAUCUGCGGAAACUUUGAGGAGCAGAAGGCUGAAGACACCUUCAGCAGCGGUGCAGAUGCCGCAGCGUUUCGCAUUUUGGUCACAGCAGCUAGUUUUUUCCAGUGGGUUCGAGGCACAAUUGAUGUGAAGACUGCAUUUUUGAAUGCAGAUAUGAAGAUGUCAAGCCCCGAUGAGGUCUUGCUUAUUCGUCCUCCACCUAUCACUUUGGAAAAGAAGUACUUCACCCCUGGCACCUGUUAUCUUCCUUUGAAGGCUGUCUAUGGACUGAGGAGGUCACCGAGGCUGUGGGGAGAUUGCAGGGAUGAGUUUCUGGUUGAGGUUGAGGUGAAGCUAGAAGGCGAGGGAACAGUUUUGCAUCUAUCUCAAUUGGAAUCAGAGCCAAACCUGUGGCGGAUUGAGGAACCGCCCAAAGAAGAAGGAGUGACAUCUCCUUUGAGAGGACUUCUCAUGACAUAUGUUGACGACAUCUUUGUAGCAGCAGAAGAGGAAGUGUCGGCAGCAGUCAUUGAGGCCAUUCGUCAAAAGUGGAAGACCAGCGAACCAGAUGUCGUUGGAGAGAAGCCCAUCAGAUUUUUGGGCAUGGAAGUGACCAAGGUGAAGAAUCAGGAGACAGGUCGCGAGGAGUGGUACGUCACACAAGAAUCGUUCAUCAAAGAUCUCCUUCAGAAAGACCCAGAGGAGAUCAAGAAAAGAAAGAUUCCCAUCACACAGGAUCAAAGUCUGAUGCCAGCGGAGUUGGAGGAGAAUAGAACACCAGAAGGCAUCAGAGAGGCACAGAAAGCAGUCGGAGAAAUGUUGUGGCUGGUAACCAGGUCAAGACCAGACCUCAUGUUUUCCACUGCUCGUAUUGGGGCCAAUGCCACCAAACAUCCGUCACAAGUCAUGGCCAUAUACCAGCAGCUCAAGGGGUAUCUCAAGGCCACUGAGGAUGAAGGUUUGGUUUUUUCCACUGAUGGCCAAGGACCCAUCAUGAUUGAGGCGCUGGCAGACGCUUCAUUUUCACCAGAUGGAGAAGAGAGCCACGGAGCUUUCCUCAUUCAAGUAGAAGGCUGUCCUAUUUUUUGGAGGUCAGGAAGCCAACAGCUUGUUGCACUGUCAACUGCCGAGGCGGAGAUGAUGGAGAUUGUCCAAGGCAUGUUAGCAGGUGAGUCAAUUGCAGUGAUAGCUGAAGAAGUUUUUCCUGAAGUGAUCCGAAGAGUUUGGUCAGACAGUCAAGCGGCCAUCUCAAUUUUAACGAAUGAGGGAGGGAAUUGGCGUACUCGCCAUUUGAGAAUGAGGGCUGCAGCAGCCCGUCAAUCAAUUUCCAGAGGAGAUUGGGCGUUGCAGCAUCAAAUGGGCGAAUCCAUGAUUGCCGAUGUUGGAACGAAGGCACUGGCAUCACCAAGGUUGGAAAAGCUCAAAAGGGAAAUGGGCAUGAGGAAAAGACCAAAGGUUGAAGAUCCCGAACUGGUCCGUGUUGAAGAGGGGUCGGCAGAGAAGGGGCUGGCCCAAGCGCUUCCACGUGAGCGUCUCCACGAGGGAGUCCAGCCUGAAGGAGCAGGCGAUACCUCGUGUGACCAAGGUUCAGGGGUCAAGGGAAAAGUGUCGGUUGAGUUGGCUGACACAGAGAAAGUGAGAAGAGCGAUUCAGAUCAUCACCUUGGCAGCGAUUGCGUCAGGAGCCAAGGGUCAAGACGAAGAAGAAGAGGAGAAUUUCCAAGAAUUUCAUCAACUGAUGGUCAUUUUUGCUCUUUUGGUGGUCUUGAUCACCAUUCUUUGUCAGCAGCUGUGGAAGAUUGGUUUUGGGCCAAAUGGGGGGCGUAUGCAGACUGCAACACCCGUGGAGGGCUCAGCUACCAAUUCAAAUGAAUCAAGCUCCGCUGCCAAAACGAUAGAAGGAAAAGAAAAGAAAAGCUCCGCAACCAAUACUGAUCGAAGCUCAGAAGUGAGAACUCCAGUCGCUGUUGCGUCUGGUGCAUCAUCAAGUCAAGAUCCUAUUACGCCUGAUGUCCAUGGUCGAGUCUCGUCGGCUGGAGGAGAGCUGGUGAGCACACUCCCAUGUGAGCCGACGCUCCGCUGCGAUAUGUUUCAGCGUGAUCCAUCAGGUGGGGGUGAAGAGAGUUCUGAGAGCGAAUCAUCAUUGACGGAAGACAGUCUUGCAGGCAGAAUUGUGUCGGAAAUUCAUCAAAUUGAACGAGACGAAAGAGAAUUGUGGAGAGAAAUAAGGGGUCGGGCAGACCUCAGCAGGAGUGCUCUUCCAGAAGGGACAGAUCCAUCUUUUCAACUGCCUUUUCGUAUCUUCACCACGCGAUAUGGUGUGGUUUACCAUGUGUCGAUGAACUGCAACUACGUGCGGGCACCGCAGACUGGACCAAUCCGUGAGUCUGAGUGGUGCCAUUUGUGUCGAGAAGUUGCUGAGAAAACGCGUGGAAGACCACCCCCAGGUGUUGAGAUCAUGUUGGCUGGUUGGGGAGGUCCUGCUCACACAAGUGAUCAAUGUCCGUUCAGCACUGGAAGCUCAGUUUUCAAAAUGUGCACGAUGUGCGACAGAUUUCUGAGAGAAGGAUUUCGUCCCGCCAUUGGUUGUGAACGACCGCGGUUGACCAGGGACCCUUCAGUUGCUGCGGAUGAUCUCACCUUACGUGAGAGUCAACCCAUGCCACCGCCUCCUCCUCCGCCUCCCGGCCACGGUCGACGAGCGCAGUUGAGCCCACGGGAGGAGAAGUUGAGUCCUCGAGGCAUGCGAAAGGAGCGCCUGCCGCCGGCGCCUGCGCCCCCCUGGGCGCCGAACGGUGAAUCCUUGCGCUUUGAAGAGGCCAGCCAACCCAGCAAACCGCGCCAGCGCCGGGAGCAUCGUAGCACCUCCACCGGUUCUGAGGCUGCCCGCGGCAAACGUGGCCGCAGUCGGGCUCAGACCGAGGACAUCUCGAUAGAGAACAAGCUACCUGAGGCGGACAUCUCGGCAGUUUCCUGGAUGUUGGAGUAUGAACAUGUGCAGCCUGAGAAUUUGGCUCAUCCCUUUCAGCAAUGCCGCCAAAGUGUGGUGCAUUCUUCCAAUUCAAGGCAUCGACCUCAACCUCCACCCUUGCCGUACGGGGAGCCCAGCCCCCCCAAUGAAGGGCCACCCGGUGCCAGUGCUCGGAGCUGGCGCACGGCCGAUGGUCCUUUUCGGGCGAGGACGUUGCAACACUCCUUGAAGUUGGAGGCACUUCCUGCUCCGCCCCGGCGGCCCGACAUGGAUGAGGACAGCCUGAGCGGCAGCAGCUUGUCCUUCGUGGAGGAGUUGGACAACAAAGAAAAGGUUCGUGAUGCCAACGGGGAGCCAUGGCAGAGGACCAGUCUCCUGAAGGAACGCAUCGAUGAUUCUAAGGCGGCCUUGCAGAAGUACAGAAAGGGGGAGGGAUGCUUCAUGACGCCAUGGCCGUCCCUGACCGCGGCGCUUGGUCUCGUCGGCGCUGGAGCCGGGCAGCUGGAGCCGCCCUGGCGCUGUGGCGAGGCGCUGCGCACGGCGCGGGAGAAGUUGGAGACGGCCUUCGCGGGGCCCACGGCGAAGGACUUUUCAUCCCUCGAUUUCGAAAGUCUCUCAGCUGCAAUGAACCUCAUGCAAGAGGUGGCGGGGAAUGUGAACCGCGUCAUGCACGCGGGCUACGUCAAGGUUUUGCACAAUCAAGAAGGAGAAGUUGUAUACGAGCUCACUGCCGACGAUGAGUGGGCUGUGGAAGAGUACACGCUGAAGUACGUCUUCGUUUUGGCUGAUUUGAUUCCGCUGGUCUUUGCUUCUCCGGUGGAACUUCGCAGCGCGUUGAGCAACGAAUUGGGUCAUCCGCUGCUGAAACGGCAACGGAUUCUCUCCACACUACGCGUGUCGUGGUAUACGAUGUUGACCAACCAAAGUUGUUGGUCCGUGCCCUUCUUCGGCGCUCUCAGCGCCCUGGCGCGGCGUCUCAGCGAGCUGCCCGAGUUCGAACCGGACGCUGAUCCGUACCGCGCGCAGCUAUUUCAACAGCUGGACCUGCCAUGGCAAGGUCCAAUCUCUUCGAUUUCCUAUGGCAAUCACCUCAAAAUGCAGGGAGAGCCCAUGAUGAACUGGGAAGCCAGCAGAGAGAAGACUUUCAGAAAGGCUUGUGCCUUCUUGGCCACGGCCAAAGCUAGAGCUGGCAUCGAAGUGGCUGAACGAUACUUUCGCAUCUAUCACCAGGACUCCCUGGGUGUCGUGUUAUACGCCGCGGCGCAGUGGCCCGUCUUUGACUUUUUGCAGCGUCUGGCGCUGCGGCCGCGCCUCGAGGAUGAUGUGCCAAAGAGCGAAGACAGCGAGGAGGAGGAGGAGGAGGAGAGCUUUGAAGAAUUCUUCGUGGAAGCAGGAAAGCAAAGAAUUUCCCCAGAUCUAGCUCUGGAAUUUUAUCGAAUGUUUCACGUUGUGAGUAGCCUGUUCAAUGCCAUGCGUGUGCAAUGGUGGGUGAGCCACGGCACGCUGAUUGGUGCCUUGCGUGACCGCGGCCUGUCCCGGCACGCGGACGACUGCGAGAUCGAUGUCUCGGAGAGGGACGUGGAGCUGAUGCAAAGCGUCAGGAUGAAGGCCGCCCUCAGUCGGAAUGGCUACGAGCUGAGCUAUGAUCCCCGCGGGCGAUGCUUCAAAGUGUGGCCCAGCGGCUCAAGACAAGCGGAGCCAAGGGAGGCCCAGCUGGUAGAUCAGUCAUGGUGGUUGCCACAACAGCGUGUGGGCACUCCUGCACUGGACAUCUAUGUGGUCCAAACACCUGAGGCCAGCCAAUCUGAACGUUACUACAUUUCCAACGACGUCUUUCACUGCAAUACCCUGAGCUGUACGCAGUACUGGACUCGUUGGGAACUCUCGGACUUUUACGAUGUUCCCUUUGGUCUUAGCACUGCCAAGGUUCCCCGUGGCGCUGUGUGGUACCUGGAACGUGUCUAUGGUGCCGAUUGGAAUGUCACGGUGCGGCCGCACAACUAUGCCUCGCAGCAUGGGGAGGGCUUUGAACCCAUGGAGGUGUCUCGGCUCAAGAAACGUGCCGCUGAGCCUUUUGGACCUCUACCUCUGGUGCUGUGA
Molecule: messenger RNA, 11340 nt
Organism: Cladocopium goreaui
Lineage: Eukaryota; Dinophyceae; Suessiales; Symbiodiniaceae
Source: the annotation of a GenBank genome assembly